UGUACUAUCAAGGAAAAAGUCAGAUGUUCACAUACUGUAUCAACAUGUGAAACUAUUGUAAUCGAGAAAAGUUUUAAGGAAGCAACUAAUUUGAGGAUGGAGAAAUUUCAGGGGAAUGUGAAAGACAACUGGAUAUUUUUUAUUCAGAUUUUCUCGCAGAGCCUUAACGUUGAUAAGAUGAUGUUUCUUUUUUUCUGUGUUAUUUUCAUUUUUAUCACGGUCAUUUUAGAGAUUUAGUUCCAUGAUUUAUCAUACAUAAAGCUGGUCCAACUGAGGAUGGUUCAUUAUGUUUAUUGCGUUGGAAAAAGUCAGCUCGUUUUUGAAAGGGUGCUCAGCACAAGUAAUACAUGCACAUAAUUUCCACUUCCAACACCUGUUUGUUCUUUUAGCUGACCUGCUGCUUCUAAUUGUGUAAUUUUAUGAAUUCAUGUAUAUGAAAAAGAUUUGAUUUGGUUUUAUUUUUGUAACUUUUCCAGGUAGCCAUGGCUCCUAGACCAGAAGUGGAGACUGGUUCCUCCCACAGUCUAAACGAUGACAGCACUCCAACUAAAGAUUCGGCUAUUCUGCCGGCCUACUCCACCGUGGACCUGGUGAAUGAAGCUCCAGAUGACAAGAAUCCCUGGGAUCUCCCAGAGCUGAAAGACACAGGGAUCAAGUGGUCAGAGUUGGAUACAAAAGGAAAGAUUAUGAGAGUGCUGACUGGUAUUGUGAAGUUAAUUCUGCUGCUUGGACUUCUCUAUGUGUUUAUUUGCUCCCUGGAUAUUCUCAGCUCUGCUUUCCAGCUUGUCGGAGGAAAAGCUGCUGGUGACAUCUUCCAGGACAAUGUUGUGUUGUCUAACCCUGUGGCUGGGCUGGUGAUCGGGGUGUUAGUCACAGUGCUGGUGCAGAGUUCCAGCACCUCCUCCUCCAUUGUGGUCAGCAUGGUAUCCUCUGGAUUGCUGGAUGUCCAGUCUGCAGUGCCGAUCGUCAUGGGCGCAAACAUUGGAACAUCUGUCACCAACACUAUUGUGGCUAUGAUGCAGGCAGGAGAUAGAAAUGAGUUCCGCAGGGCAUUUGCUGGUGCCACUGUCCAUGACUUCUUUAACUGGCUGUCUGUGCUGAUUCUCCUGCCCUUGGAAGUAGCCACAGGCGUGCUGUACAAACUUACCCACAUUAUAAUUGAAUCCUUUAACAUUGAGGGUGGAGAGAACGCCCCCGACCUGCUCAACGUCAUCACAGACCCUGUAACAAACUCCAUCAUCCAGCUGGACAAAUCUGUUAUCACUGACAUUGCCACUGGUAACCUAGAAGCCAGAAACAAGAGUCUGAUCAAAAUAUGGUGCAAAACUGAAACCAACACGUCUUUCUGGAACAAGACGGUGGAGAACUGCACUGCUGGUGCCAUCUGUUGGGAAGAUGGAAACCAGACCUGGACCGAGAUGAACUCGACUUGGACAGACUACCAAGAGAAAUGCAAACACCUCUUCGUCAAUGCUGAUUUGCCAGACCUGGCAGUGGGCCUCAUUCUCCUGGCUCUGUCUCUGCUCUGCCUCUGCACCUGCCUCAUCCUCAUCGUCAAGCUGCUCAACUCCAUGCUGAAGGGGCAGGUGGCUGUGGUCAUCAAGAAAGUGCUCAACACAGACUUCCCAUUCCCCUUCGGCUGGGUUACUGGCUAUAUUGCAAUUUUUGUGGGAGCAGGAAUGACUUUCAUUGUUCAGAGCAGCUCCGUCUUCACCUCAGCUAUAACUCCUCUUGUUGGUAUUGGUGUCAUUAGCCUUGAGAGAGCCUAUCCUCUGACACUGGGGUCAAAUAUUGGUACAACCACCACUGCUAUACUUGCUGCUAUGGCUAGCCCUGGAGAAACACUAGCCAACUCCCUGCAGAUUGCACUUUGCCAUUUCUUCUUCAACAUCAUGGGUAUCUUACUGUGGUAUCCGAUCCCCAUCACGCGGCUGCCCAUCAGGUUGGCCCGAGGGCUGGGGAACAAAACGGCCAAAUACCGUUGGUUUGCUGGCCUUUACCUCUUCCUGUGCUUCUUGGUUUUCCCUCUCUCUGUUUUCAGCCUGUCACUGGCAGGGUGGCAGGCCCUGGUCGGCGUCGGUGUGCCCAUCAUCGUGCUGGUCGUGUUUGUGAUCAUUGUAAACGUGAUGCAGUCUCGCUGUCCCAACUACCUGCCCAGCUUCCUGCGCACGUGGGACUUUUUGCCCCGGCCCCUGCACUCCCUGGCGCCCUGGGACACCGUGAUAACCUCGACCUUUGGCUUCUGUGGCAAACACUGCUGCUGCUGCUGCAGGUGCUGCAAGUGCAGCAAGUGCUGCAAAAAGAAUGAGGACGAAAAAAUCCAGAUGGACAGCAAGAAGAGUCUGCAGAUGUAUGAUAACCCAGCCAUGUCAAGAGAUGAGGAUACAAGGGAGGUUGCCAACGCAACACCGCUUUAAUAUUAUUGAAUUCAAUGUCUUAUCUAUAAGCGAUACUCAAUGCAAUAAUGUAUUUGUAACACUUGUAAUUGUCCAUCACUUCUCAGGUUGUGGUAUGUUGAUGAUUGCCCUUCACUGGAUGAUAUACUAAGCACUGUAGUACAGACAGACAACAGAAAUAUUGGACACAUUAUUAUGAACCCAGGACCUGCAGUUUCUGGGAAUAUGGCGUUUGUUUUAUGUUUUCAAUUUGUUGUUCAGACUCACUCCUCUGUAAACCAGAGCUCUGCCUUAACUAUGGGUGGUUCCGAAUGUUAUGACUUAUUUUUAUAUUUUCAUGAUAUGUGUAAGAGGAUUUAGCUUUUAUUCUCAACUUUGAACCUUUAAACUCCAAAUGUUUAAUGUAGCAUUUAAAUGUUAUUAUCCUACAGUAUUUAUAAUAUUUGUGAAUAAAAAAUUUACCAUUUUUAAAGUGCAGUUGUAUUGCCUCUUUUUUUCAUCCAGCCCCAUCUCUUUUAUGCAGAUAACAGGCUUGGUAUGUAUGGCCUGAAGUCAAAGUUAUUUAUAGUUAUUGAUAUGUCAUUUUGAUCAGUUCAUGUGAUACUCAGCCCUCGCAGGAUAGAUCAGAAGAUUCACUUUUUCCCUGAAGAAAAUGGCUUCCUGUAGCAAAUAGAGUCUUGCUUUCAUAUCUGAUGUGCCUUUGAACAGUAACUUUGUGAGAGAGGGAUUACAGGCUGAAACACCAGGCAAAGUCUAACCACUGCAUAACUGGAGCAGUAUUUUCCAGGUACCUCUUGAUUCCAUUAUGUGAUGCAAUUUUUAGAGUAUUUUUACACAUGUGUGAAGAUGGGUUUUUUUCCAAACCAGAAUAAUUUGCUCAGAAUGAACACAUAAAGGCAUAUCUGUUCUUGUUUGCUGCUUUUGAAUGAAAGAACUGGUUCAUAGAUUUUGAAACUCUGUAUCUAAUUUGGAGUUGGGGUUGAUGGGACACCAUAGACUGUAUAAAAAUAAUGGACGUUGCCACCGUGAUAUCAUCCAUUGGUUUGUGGUCUUUUGAGCAUGGUUUUGAAGCCUCGAGUUUGGCAUUUUGACCGUCGCCAUCUUGGAUUUUUGGAGCCAGAAUUGA
Thunnus maccoyii (southern bluefin tuna) is the source of this 3522-nucleotide messenger RNA. RefSeq names its product solute carrier family 34 member 2b (gene slc34a2b). Gene Ontology annotation, molecular function: sodium:phosphate symporter activity. Gene Ontology annotation, biological process: intracellular phosphate ion homeostasis; sodium-dependent phosphate transport. The coding region runs from base 483 to 2417 and encodes 644 amino acids. The transcript has 12 exons. The record is from RefSeq and is a predicted model, not a curated record. Lineage: Eukaryota; Metazoa; Chordata; Actinopteri; Scombriformes; Scombridae. Gene Ontology annotation, cellular component: brush border; apical plasma membrane; vesicle.